This is a messenger RNA of Phanerochaete carnosa HHB-10118-sp, 705 nucleotides long. RefSeq lists its product as uncharacterized. The coding region runs from base 1 to 705 and encodes 234 amino acids. The transcript has 10 exons. The record is from RefSeq and is a predicted model, not a curated record. Lineage: Eukaryota; Fungi; Basidiomycota; Agaricomycetes; Polyporales; Phanerochaetaceae.
AUGGACCGCUCAAUCGUCUUCAAUUGGCACGGUAUCUCUAGGCGCCAGAGGAUUCUCCUGUGUUUUGCACCUCCGGGCGACAAGAUCGAGCUGGGGGCAGAGCAAAAUCACAUAGUAUGGAAAAUCAUAGAUGCAGAAGGCUACGGCUCUGCGUCGGUAUUCUUUACAGGUCGUCUGGCGUGCGGACAGACAGCGUUAUGUCCAGAAGGGCGCGUUCGCGGAUCGCACUGGGUGAACGUAGAGCGCGGCGAGUCUGUCGCCCUUUCUGAUCCCGACGACAACAAGGACAACAAAGAAAACAAGUCCGGUCCGGGCGAAUGGACGAAAGCCUCCGUCCGCAACAUCGACGACCCGUGCAUGCACAUUCACAACGGGACGUCGCAACCACAAACUUUUGUUCUCGGUUGCACAUGGGGCGCCGCAGGCACCGUCAGGUCUAUCGGGUUCUACCAGAUCAGGCUCUUCGAGCCUACGUUCUGCUGGAAAGCCGUCCGACCGAAGCAGACGGUCAACGCAAAGUUCGAUCCGCACCUCUGCGCGGCGAUCCUUGAUGGCGACAAGCUUUACGAAGAGAGCGAGAUGCUCACCGCGCGAAUCCCGCCGGAGUGCGUCUUCUGGCGCCAGAACGUCAACAAACUCCCGGCGGUGAGCUACUUUGAGUUCAUGGCGACGGAAGAGGGCUUCGUGAUGCGGAGGGAAGAGUAG